CUGGGACGCCUCAAGCACCUGCUAGAAUAGAGUUAACGCCCUUAGUUGCCAUGUAGACUAGGUUCCUGUCUACAGGAUGCCGCGCAAAGUAUAAGCGGUGCCAGUUUCGCUGUAAGCACCUUCCGAUAAGGACAGAGUGAAUGAUCAGAAGUCCUCGUCAGAUCAAUUUCAUAAUCAGAGCCAUUCAGAGCAACCUCCAUCAUAGAAUACACCCAUGUCAGCUCGCCUCGUUCUGUGUGCAGGCAUCAGUUGACAAUUUUACAUUCCCAAGCAAUAAGCCAUCUCUUAUCCAUCUUAACUGUUACAACUCUUUUUCAAAUCAAUAUAGAUUCUUUUGUACUGACUUCAUAAUGUCAGAAAAUAGAUAUAUUGUUGGAUAUGCAAAACUUGGUACAUCAAGUUGUAAGAAAUGCAAACAGAAAAUUGAAAAGGGAGGGUUAAGAAUUGGAAAGGUUGUGUCAAACCCGUUUAGUGACGAAGGGGGUGACAUGAAACAGUGGCACCAUCCUGCCUGCAUCUUCGAGACGUUUGUCCGGGCCAGAGCAGCAACGAAGAAGAUAGAGGAUCCUGAUGAUGUGGAGGGGUUUGAUGAUCUGCAACAGGAGGACAAGGAUGCCAUUCAGAAACUCAUUGAUGACUUCUUGGCCAAGUCGAGUGCGAAGGGUAAAGGCAAGACCCCCAAAAAGGCUGCUGCCCAAAGCAAGCUUCCCUUCUCCCCACCGAAGGUGAAAAAGGAGGAGGGAGACAGUUUUGAUGCAGGUCCUUCUACAAACUUGGAUGCUAAUGGCCUGGUGCCACCCAAGUUCGCGGAUGCUGAUACAGAGAGGGACAACUCAUUCCGACAGUUCCGCCGCCUCUGUGCCGAUAUUGCUGAGGAAAACAGCUACACUGGCAAGACGGCUCUUGUGUCCAACUACCUAAGGAAGGGAAACAGUGGGACCGGGUACAAGGGUGAUGUCUAUCUGUUGAUGAAGCUGUUGUUGCCGGGCGUUGUCAAGACCGUGUAUAAUCUCAACAACAAACAACUCGUCAAGCUGUUCAGUCAGAUAUUUGGUACAAGUCUAAAAGCAAUGGUGGAGGAUCUAGACCAGGGGGAUGUGGCAGAGACAGUCAGGGUGUUUUUUGAGACCAACAAGAAUGUAGAACCCUUGAAGAAGAGUAUCCUGUCCUUACAAGAGGUGGACGGCCUCCUGGCUGCUCUGUCUAAAUUCACCAAGGAGGAUGAGCAGCUCAGACUGCUGACGAAAAUUGCUAAAAGAUGUACCGGAAACGAUUUGAAAAUGGUGGUCCGUCUCAUCAAACACGACCUUCGCAUUAACUCAGGAGCAAAACACAUAUUAGACGGCCUUGACCCUAAUGCAUAUGAAGCAUUCCAGGCAUCCAGAAAUCUGAAGGACGUCGUGGAGAGGGUUCAAGCCAACGCCGAGGAGAGCAAGCCAGGCAUGAAGAAGAAGUUGAGCAUCCGAGCCUCACUCAUGACUCCCGUACUUCCCAUGCUGGCAGAGGCUUGCAGGUCGGUGGAGCAGGCCAUGAAGAAGUGUCCUAAUGGAUUCUACGCCGAGAUCAAGUAUGACGGAGAGAGGGUGCAGGUCCACAAGAAGUCCGACGAGUUCCGGUACUUCAGCCGCAGCUUGAAGCCUGUCCUGCCUCACAAGGUAGCCCACUUCAAGGAGUUCAUCCCCAAGGCGUUCCCGUCGGGCGACGAUCUCAUCCUGGAUGCGGAAGUGCUUCUGGUCGACACCAACACAGGCAAACCCCUGCCGUUCGGAACACUUGGCGUACAUAAGAAAGCUGCAUUCUCGGAAGCUAAAGUGUGUCUGUUUGUGUUCGACUGUCUUCACAUCAAUGGGGAAAACCUUAUGGACAGACCCAUCAAGAAGAGGAGGGCGAUACUGCAGGACAACAUGCAGGAAAUACCCAACAGAAUCAUGUUCUCCGAGUAUGAACACAUUAAGAAGCCAAGUGACCUCCAGUCCAUGAUGGACAAGGUGUUCCGAGAGGGCCUGGAAGGACUCGUGCUGAAGGAUGUCAAUAGUAACUACGAACCAGGAAAGCGACACUGGUUGAAGGUGAAGAAAGACUAUUUGCAUCAGGGCAGUAUGGCCGACUCUGCUGACCUGGUGGUCCUGGGGGCGUACUUUGGCACAGGAAACAAGGGUGGCAUGAUGUCUAUCUUCCUGCUAGGCGUUUACGACCCCAAGUCUAAGCUGUGGUGCACGGUGACGAAGUGCGGCAGCGGUCUGGAUGACAAGAUGCUGGAGAAGCUGAACAAGGAGAUGGACAUGGUGAAGAUCAGCAAGAACUUCACCAAGGUGCCCAUGUGGCUCAACAUCAAGAAGCCACUCACGCCAGACUUUGUCGUCACCGACCCCAAGAAGGCUCCAGUCUGGGAGAUCAUCGGAGCCGAGUUCAGCAAGGCAGAGGUUCACACUGCUGACGGAAUCUCAAUCAGAUUUCCCAGAAUUCAGAAAUUCAGGGAUGAUAAGAAUUGGGAGAAUGCGACAGAUCUACCCAGAUUGAAGGUCCUGUACAAAGAAUCCAAGGAGAAGACAGACAUUGAAGUCCCCAAGAAGACAGGCAAUGAUGAAAGUAACGGUAAUGGUGCGAAGCACAGCAGCGGCGACAGUGACAGCAUGGACGUUGACAUCCCCAUGAAGAAAACACCGGUCAAGAGACAAGCAGAAGAUGAAGGAUUGACCACACCCACCAAGAAGUCUAAACCAGAAUGCAAGUAUGGCUCCUCCUGCUACCAGUCCAGCCCCUCCCACAAGGCAGCCUUCUAUCACCAAGCAGGUGGCAGCACCCCCCACAAGUCACCGUCCAAGCCCCCCACCCCUGGGGUAGCCAGUUCCUCCAAGACCCUACCCAACAUCUUCACAGGCUGCAAGAUAUUCCUGCCAGAAAGCACCGAGAAGUUCAAGGAGCUCAAGCGGUACAUCAUAGCUUUUGACGGUGACCUGUUGGCAGAGUUCAGUAAGGGAUCAGCUACACAUAUUGUGUCUUCUAAGGGAAAGAUUGGCACAGUGGGUGGCAAGGCCAAGGUUGUGACCCCGGAGUGGUUGUGGCAGUCAAUCAAGAAGAAACGACUUGUAUCCACAGAAGUGUACAGGCCCUGAACAGGGACAUUCAGACUUUUAUCCUGUUUUAUAUGCAAAGGACUAAACAAUACAUGUGUUGGCUCGAGCUGGCUCAGUUGACACAUGAAAGGGCUUCACUUCAAGAAUACAGGUCAAGGCCAUAUGAUUGUUGGCAGCAUCUUUUGGAGGUUUUAGUGAAUAUGAAACACAGUGGAGUCUGCUGUAAAGGGCGGCUCCACUCCCAGCAUGCCCUGGGGGUUGGGGGGUUGAUGGUGGUCGGGUAGCCUAGUGGCUUAA
This is a messenger RNA of Haliotis rufescens (red abalone), 3374 nucleotides long. RefSeq names its product DNA ligase 3-like. Lineage: Eukaryota; Metazoa; Mollusca; Gastropoda; Lepetellida; Haliotidae. The record is from RefSeq and is a predicted model, not a curated record. Gene Ontology annotation, biological process: mitochondrial DNA repair; DNA biosynthetic process; double-strand break repair via alternative nonhomologous end joining. Gene Ontology annotation, cellular component: DNA ligase III-XRCC1 complex. The transcript has 21 exons. The coding region runs from base 141 to 3116 and encodes 991 amino acids. Gene Ontology annotation, molecular function: DNA binding; DNA ligase (ATP) activity; zinc ion binding.